Messenger RNA from Nerophis lumbriciformis (worm pipefish), 8990 nucleotides. It is a transcript of the gene sox5, whose product is annotated as SRY-box transcription factor 5. Gene Ontology annotation, cellular component: nucleus. Gene Ontology annotation, biological process: regulation of transcription by RNA polymerase II; positive regulation of chondrocyte differentiation; cell fate commitment. Gene Ontology annotation, molecular function: DNA-binding transcription factor activity, RNA polymerase II-specific; RNA polymerase II cis-regulatory region sequence-specific DNA binding. NCBI's taxonomy places the organism in Eukaryota, Metazoa, Chordata, Actinopteri, Syngnathiformes, Syngnathidae. The record is from RefSeq and is a predicted model, not a curated record.
GAGAGAGAGAGAGAGAGAGAGAGAGAGAGAGAGGGUGGGUGUCAGUCUUGAAAGUGUGUGAGUAGAGAGAGAGAGAGGAACACACACAUACAGUCGCACGGCGAAAGAGAGAGAGAGCGAGCGAGCGUCUAUAUGUGUGUGUGUGCGUGUGUGUGUGUCGCGCGCGCCAAAGGUUGAAGGAUCGCUCGUAUCCCUCGUCUUCUUUGGACGGCAUUGUGGGGACUCUUUUAUGUUGUUGUUGUCCAGAGAGACGGACCCUUACUCCAGCAUGCUCACUGAGCCUGAGCUACCUCAGGAGUGUAACAGGAUGUCUUCCAAGCGACCAGCCUCUCCAUAUGGGGGGACAGAUGGAGAUGUAACCAUAGCAACCAGCAGACAGCGAAUGGAGGAUGAGGAGAGCCAGGGACUGGCUGGCGUCAUCCAUCUCCCCCUGGUCUCCUACUGCAGCAAGGUGUCCCCCCGCUCGCCCCCUUUCUGCAGCUUGGACAGCCCCCCCGGCCACACGGAGCUGGAAGGCUCCAAGGGCAACUCCCUGAGCCCUUACACCCAGCACAGCGCUACCUCACCGGGCAAGGAGGAGGGCGGCGGGGGUCGACCCUGCAGCGAGGGGGGCGCCACCACGGGCACGCCGGAGAGACGCAAGGGCAGCCUGGCGGACGUGGUGGACUCACUGAAGCAGCGCAAGAUGGAGGAGCUGAUCAAGAAUGAGCCGGAAGAAGCGCCCAGCAUUGAGAGGCUGCUGUCAAAGGACUGGAAGGACAAACUUUUGGCCAUGGGCUCAGGGCACAUUGGCGACAUUAAAGGUACCCCGGACAGCCUGGCGGAGAAGGAGCGACAGCUGAUGGGCAUGAUCGGCCAGCUGAGCAGCCUGAGGGAGCAGCUCCUGGCGGCCCACGAGGAGCAGAAGAAGCUGGCCGCCUCGCAGAUGGAGAAGCAGAGGCAGCAGAUGGAGCUGGCCAAACAGCAGCAGGACCAGAUUGCCAGACAACAGCAGCAGCUCCUUCAGCAGCAGCACAAGAUCAACCUCCUGCAGCAACAGAUCCAGCAGGUCCAGGGCCAACUCCCGCCGCUGAUGAUUCCCGUCUUUCCUCCGGACCAGAGGACGCUGGCGGCGGCGGCGGCCCAGCAGGGCUUCCUGAUGCCCCCCGGUUUCAACUACAAGCCUGGCUGCAGUGACCCCUACCCACUCCAGCUCAUCCCCACAACAAUGGCUGCCACCACGCCAGGCCUGGGACCCCUUCAGCUCCAGCAGUUUUACGCCGCUCAGCUGGCCGCCAUGCAGGUGUCCCCCGGGGCCAAGCAGCAUGUGGCGUCCCCGCCCAGCAACACCCACUCUCAGGGCGACAAGGGGCGGAGCUCCCCUCUGCCCAACAAGACCAAGGACAGUGAGGGUGCACAGCCUCUGAACCUGUCGGCCAAGCCUAAGGCAUCCGAGAGCAAGUCACCCAACUCCCCCCCAACUUCCCCACAGGUCCCCGCUGCUGCCGCCGCCAAGCUGGGCCCCCUGAAGCACAGCGUGGCCCCCUCCAGCAUCGGAGGACCCCCGGCCAGAGUCACCUCAAUAGCAGACUUGCUGUCCUCGCUGUCGUCGGGGGUCUACCUCAACGACCACGAUGCCGUGACCAAGGCCUUCGCCGAGGCCCGCCAGAUGAAGGAGCAGCUGAAGAGGGAGCAGCAGGUGCUGGACGCCAAGGUGGCCGCCGUCAGCAACCUGGCGCUCAACAACGGACGCUCCGACAAGGACAAGGCCGCCUUGGAGAGUCUGAGUCAACAGCUGAAGCAGCAGGCCGAGGAUAAGUUCAGCCACGCCAUGCUGGACUUCACCAUGAGCGGCGACUCUGACGGUUCUCCCAGCGUGUCUGACUCCAGGAUAUUCCGAGAGGCGCGAGGUCGCGGCAGCAGUGAGCCGCACAUCAAGAGGCCUAUGAACGCCUUCAUGGUUUGGGCCAAGGAUGAACGCAGGAAGAUUCUGCAGGCCUUCCCCGACAUGCACAACUCCAACAUCAGCAAGAUCCUGGGCUCUCGCUGGAAAGCAAUGACCAACCUGGAGAAGCAGCCGUACUACGAGGAGCAGGCCCGCCUCAGCAAGCAGCACCUGGAGAAGUACCCCGACUACAAGUACAAGCCAAGGCCCAAACGCACCUGCCUGGUGGACGGCAAGAAGCUGCGCAUCGGCGAGUACAAGGCCAUCAUGCGCUCCCGCAGACAGGAGAUGAGGCAAUACUUCAGUGUGGGGCAGCAGAGUCAGCUGCCCUUGUCGUCGGGGGGCGUGGUCUACCCGGGCGCCCUCUCCAUGGCGGGCAUGCCCUCACCCCAGAUGCCCUCCGAGCACUCCAGCAUGUCCAGCAGUCCCGAGCCCAAUGCCAACCACCACCACCACCACCACCACCAACACCACCAGACGCCCGCCCACUUGGGCGCCCUGAAGGGGGAGGAGCCGCGCAUCAAGCAGGAGGAGCUGCGGCUGGACGGCAGCAACGGCGACGCCUACGACGACUUCGACUACGAAGACGAGGAGGCCGACUACGCCAGCGACAACGACAACCGCAUCGCCCAAUAGGGUCCCUUUAAGCCCCUCCCACCAGCACCUGGCCAAUGGGCAGGAAGCGUCACUGACUGCUACACGGCGCUCGCACGGCUGCCGGACGGACAGAAAUAUUUGUGGACCUGUCGCAGGCCAACAGAUGACACUUUAAAGACGGCGGACCUUUUUUUCUUAACCAGAAACACUUUUUAAAAGAAGAGAAGAAAAAAAACAGCUUUUUGUUGGCUUCUGGGUUCUCUAAUAUCUCACUCAGGUACACGGUGCCAAUAAGUGGCUUGUGAAUGUGAUUUUGUUCUUGUGUUGGAAUAAUAAUAAUAAUUACCCCGCAUUAUUUUCAGCCACUGAAAAUACGCCCCCCCCCCCCCCCCCCUCAAAAAUCCAGGGACUUUUUUUCCAAUGGUAUUUUAUUUCUUUGUAGAAUUUAGUGUAAUAAGAAGAGCACUGUGUUGUUGCGAGACAAUCCACUUUUCAUCUCGCUCCGUCCUUCCAUGCAGUGCAACAUCCCCCUGUGUGUGUGUGUGCGUGUGUGUGUGUGUGUGUGUGUGUGUGUGUGUGUGUGUGUGUGUGUGUGUGUGUGUGCGGGGAAGACCAGGAACUGCUGCUUUAUGUACUAUAACAGACACACACAUGCACACACACACAAACACACACACACACACACUCACACACACGGUCACCCCCUGCUGACAUCAGCGGGCCGCCAGUCAGUGUUUGCGUUUGUAUUUGAAUACUGUAUUUGAUCUCAACUGCCUCUAUUCUAAUAUUAUUAACAAUCAUUCUGAGGAUGCUCAGCUAGUAAGUUAUGUACAGUAUAAUUUAUUUUUCUUCUCUCUACGACCACAUGACAUUAUUUUAGCAUGUAGGUAUUACAUCUAAACUUUCCUUCCCUUUUUGGUUUUGUAUUAAUCCUGCAUUUAAAAAAAAAAGCAACAAAAAAGUGGGGGCGGGUGAAGCUUAACCCUUUUUACGUCCAAAACCCAUUUCUAAGAAGCACUCAGACUCUAGUCAGAGAAAAGAAGAACAUGCUGUUUUUUAUUAUUAUUAUUAUUAUUAUAAAGUUUAUUUGUUAUUCUAAAUGUAUAAUGUGAAGAUCCCUUUCCGCUUUUUGUCUUACUUAUGGAAGCCCCCAAGUUUACUAUAGUUGGGUUGCAGUGGAACAUCAUUGGCACACACACACACACACACACACACACACACACACACACACACACACACACACAUUCUUGUAUUUGUUACCUUCUUGAGACCUGAGACCAGCCUUUCUAGAUAUAUAAAGAAGUGUAUUUACAACAUUAAUAAUACAUACAUACUAUGCAAAUAUAAAAAAAAGCUUCUUGUGAAAAAUUAGUUGGCAUUUCACAAGAAAAACUUAGAAUUUUGGCAGUAUUAUAAUAAAAGUCGUCAUUCUACUCAACAAAAGUCAAAACUUCAAGAGAAAAACUGAACAUUUGUGCAACAUUACGACAAAAGUUGGUAUUUUACUCAAUAACAGUCGCAAUUUUACAAGAAAAAGCUUAUCAUUUAGGCAAUUUUACGAAGAGUUGUAAUUUUACUCGACAAAAGUCACAAUUUUUCUAAGAAAAUAUUCCAAUUUUGGCAAUAUUAUAAUAAUAAUAAUCAGAAUUUUCCUUGACAAAAUGACAAAAGUCAUAGUUUUACUCAGAAAAUGUCACUUUUACAAGAACAACAAACAAAUUGGCAAUAUUGUGAUAGGUCAGAGUGUUAUAUGACAAAUGUCACCAUUUUGCAUAAAAAAGAAAUCAUUUUACAAAUAAAAGUAAUAAUUUUAUGAGAAAAUAUUGCAAUAUCACAGAAAAAGAAAGAAUAUGAGCAUUUUUUUUCCAAUUUUACUAGAAAAAAGUUGACACGUUGUGAGAAAAAGAAAUGUUUUGUUGUUGAAUUUUUUGUUUGUAAUUGUUUUUAAUCCUCAUUAUUUACUUCAAGUUAUUACAGUAUGUCGCUAUAUACAUAUUUAUUUUAUUUUAUUUAAAUACAUUUUGGCCAAAGGGGGCGCAUUUCAAUUUCGUACACACACUUGUUAUUUCAUAUGUUGACCAGAAGCGGAACACUUUUAAAAGCGACACACAGUCAAUGUGAAAAAUCCCUCCUUUGUGGGACCACACUCAUUUUGAUGGAUAUCACCACAAAUGAGACAUUGUCUAUUAGAUGCAACGUUAUUGAUUUAUGUCAUCACUUGUUCACACCUCCUCUUAUGGAAGAUACUUUUCCUUCUUCAUGUCUCAAGAAGGGGAGAAAUACAAGAACACACACACACACACACACACACACACACACAUUCUUGUAUUUGUUACCUUCUUGAGACCUGAGACCAGCCUUUCUAGAUAUAUAAAGAAGUGUAUUUACAACAUUAAUAAUAUAUACAUACAAUGCAAAUAUAAAAAAAGCUUCUUGUGAAAAAUUAGUUGGCAUUUCACAAGAAAAACUUAGAAUUUUGGCAGUAUUAUAAUAAAAGUCGUCAUUUUACUCAACAAAAGUCAAAACUUCAAGAGAAAAACUGAACAUUUGUGCAAUAUUACGACAAAAGUUGGUAUUUUUCUCAAUAACAGUCGCAAUUUUACAAGAAAAAGCUUAUCAUUUAGGCGAUUUUAUGAAGAGUUGUAAUUUUACUCGACAAAAGUCACAAUUUUUCUAAGAAAACAUUCAAAUUUUGGCAAUAUUAUAAUAACAAUAAUCGGAAUUUUCCUUGACAAAAUGACAAAAGUCAGAAAAUGUCACUAUUUUACAAGAACAACAAACAAAUUGGCAAUAUUGUGAUAGGUCAGAAUGUUAUAUGACAAAUGUCACCAUUUUGCAUAAAAAAUAAAUAAUUUUACAAAUAAAAGUAAUAAUUUUAUGAGAAAAUAUUGCAAUAUCACAGAAAAAGAAAGAAUAUGAGCAUUUUUUUCCCAAUUUUAUUAGAAAAAAGUUGACACGUUGUGAGAAAAAGACAUUUUUUGUUGUUGAAUUUUUUGUUUGUAAUUGUUUUUAAUCCUCAUUAUUUACUUCAAGUUAUUACAGUAUGUCGCUAUAUACAUAUUUAUUUUAUUUUAUUUAAAUACAUUUUGGCCAAAGGGGGCGCAUUUCAAUUUCGUACACACACUUGUUAUUUCAUAUGUUGACCAGAAGCGGAACACUUUUAAAAGCGACACACAGUCAACGUGAAAAAUCCCUCCUUUGUGGGACCACACUCAUUUUGAUGGAUAUCACCACAAAUGAGACAUUGUCUAUUAGAUGCAACGUUAUUGGUUUAUGUCAUCACUUGUUCACACCUCCUCUUAUGGAAGAUACUUUUCCUUCUUCAUGUCUCAAGAAGGGGAGAAAUACAAGAACACACACACACACACACACACACACACACACACACACAUUCUUGUAUUUGUUACCUUCUUGAGACCUGAGACCAGCCUUUCUAGAUAUAUAAAGAAGUGUAUUUACAACAUUAAUAAUAUAUACAUACUAUGCAAAUAUAAAAAAAAGCUUCUUGUGAAAAAUUAGUUGGCAUUUCACAAGAAAAACUUAGAAUUUUGGCAGUAUUAUAAUAAAAGUCGUCAUUUUACUCAACAAAAGUCAAAACUUCAAGAGAAAAACUGAACAUGACAAAAGUUGGUAUUUUACUCAAUAACAGUCGCAAUUUUACAAGAAAAAGCUUAUCAUUUAGGCAAUUUUACGAAGGGUUGUAAUUUUACUCGACAAAAGUCACAAUUUUUCUAAGAAAACAUUCAAAUUUUGGCAAUAUUAUAAUAAUAAUAAUCGGAAUUUUCCUUGACAAAAUGACAAAAGUCAUAGUUUUACUCAGAAAAUGUCACUAUUUUACGAGAACAACAAACAAAUUGGCAAUAUUGUGAUAGGUCAGAAUGUUAUAUGACAAAUGUCACCAUUUUGCAUAAAAAAGAAAUAAUUUUACAAAUAAAAGUAAUAAUUUUAUGAGAAAAUAUUACAAUAUCACAGAAAAAGAAAGAAUAUGAGCAUUUUUUUUUUCCAAUUUUAUAAGAAAAAAGUCGACACAUUGUGAGAUCAAGACAUGUUUUUUGUUGAAUUUUUUGUUUGUAAUUGUUUUUAAUCCUCAUUAUUUACUUCAAGUUAUUACAGUAUGUCGCUAUAUACAUAUUUAUUUUAUUUUAUUUAAAUACAUUUUGGCCAAAGGGGGCGCAUUUCAAUUUCGUACACACACUUGUUAUUUCAUAUGUUGACCAGAAGCGGAACACUUUUAAAAGCGACACACAGUCAAUGUGAAAAAUCCCUCCUUUGUGGGACCACACUCAUUUUGAUGGAUAUCACCACAAAUGAGACAUUGUCUAUUAGAUGCAACGUUAUUGAUUUAUGUCAUCACUUGUUCACACCUCCUCUUAUGGAAGAUACUUUUCCUUCUUCAUGUCUCAAGAAGGGGAGAAAUACAAGAAAACACACACACACACACACACAAACACACACACACACACACAUUCUUGUAUUUGUUACCUUCUUGAGACCUGAGACCAGCCUUUCUAGAUAUAUAAAGAAGUGUAUUUACAACAUUAAUAAUAUAUACAUACUAUGCAAAUAUAAAAAAAAGCUUCUUGUGAAAAAUUAGUUGGCAUUUCACAAGAAAAACUUAGAAUUUUGGCAGUAUUAUAAUAAAAGUCGUCAUUCUACUCAACAAAAGUCAAAACUUCAAGAGAAAAACUGAACAUUUGUGCAAUAUUACGACAAAAGUUGGUAUUUUACUCAAUAACAGUCGCAAUUUUACAAGAAAAAGCUUAUCAUUUAGGCAAUUUUAUGAAGAGUUGUAAUUUUACUCGACAAAAGUCACAAUUUUUCUAAGAAAACAUUCAAAUUUUGGCAAUAUUAUAAUAAUAAUAAUCGGAAUUUUCUUUGACAAAAUGACAAAAGUCAUAGUUUUACUCAGAAAAUGUCACUAUUUUACAAGAACAACAAACAAAUUGGCAAUAUUGUGAUAGGUCAGAAUUUUAUUUGGCAAAUGUCACCAUUUUGCAUUAAAAAGUAAUAAUUUUACAAAUAAAAGUAAUAAUUUUAUGAAAAAUAUUGCAAUAUCACAUAAAAAGAAAGAAUAUGAGCAUUUUUUUCCAAUUUUAUAAGAAAAAAGUCGACACAUUGUGAGAUCAAGACAUUUUUUUGUUGAAUUUUUUGUUUGUAAUUGUUUUUAAUCCUCAUUAUUUACUUCAAGUUAUUACAGUAUGUCGCUAUAUACAUAUUUAUUUUAUUUUAUUUAAAUACAUUUUGGCCAAAGGGGGCGCAUUUCAAUUUCGUACACACACUUGUUAUUUCAUAUGUUGACCAGAAGCGGAACACUUUUAAAAGCGACACACAGUCAACGUGAAAAAUCCCUCCUUUGUGGGACCACACUCAUUUUGAUGGAUAUCACCACAAAUGAGACAUUGUCUAUUAGAUGCAACGUUAUUGAUUUAUGUCAUCACUUGUUCACACCUCCUCUUAUGGAAGAUACUUUUCCUUCUUCAUGUCUCAAGAAGGGGAGAAAUACAAGAACACACACAAACACACACACACACACACUUCCAUGAAGAGAUUAUUCAUAGCAACCAAACAAGUCCUAUGCUGUCGUUUUCUUUCUGUUGUAUGCCAUGUAGAUGAUCCUGUACAUAGUCUUUGUUUUGUGAUAGCAGUGAUUUUAUUUGAGACAUAGGAAAACAGUGUUUACUCCACCGAUGGUGUUCCACCGCAUCUAUUUUUUUUAUUUUUUUUUGUUGCUUUGUUUGAGCUCCACCCGACGCUACAGUAUGGAAGGGAUUCAUACGUUUCAUCAUUUUGCAAUGCAGUCUGCUGAAAAGGAUGGAAAGCGCCACUCUGUAUAGCAACUGACGCAUUUUAAGUGGUUAGUGCGCCCCGCCCUAAUUGGUCAGGUUUCAUGUGUCGGGUAAAGCGUGACCAAUGGGGCCGUAUGAAUCCUCCUUUCCACUGUGUAAGGAGCCAUGACUUCUCCUCCUUUGCCGGUCCAGCCAGGCCCGCAUGCUGGACUCGAGGGGGCCACAAGUGGGUCAAUCAUCCCCGCCCCCGCAUCAAGACAAUAGUAUUUAAGACAAUCAAAGUCACGAGUGGAGCUCAAAGCAAAGUCAGAAUUAUUACAAGAAAAAGAAAAAAAAAUCUGACCAUCUCAACUUGAAAAAUCAAGAAAGAUAAUUAUGUAAAUAUAACAUAGAGUUAUAGAUUUAUAUUUUGUUCAUAACACAGUGUAAUAUAAGUUGUAUAUUUGUUUUUCUCUCUCUUCCUCUGUCUCUUUUAUUGAUGUUAUCCAUGAGUCUCAGUACUCACACACACGCAAACAUGAAGACAAUUAUGAAAGAAACAAUGAAAAAUUGAUCAUUAAAAAAAAGCAACAACAACAAAAAAAAAAAGCCGUGGGCUACCACCACCAUCUGUUCUAAGUUCACCUUUUUUUCAGUAUUACUGCCAGACGAGGCUCUAAUAAAGACAGCAAUGUGUUCGGUAA